Musca vetustissima is the source of this 2685-nucleotide messenger RNA. Its product is annotated as nuclear transcription factor Y subunit alpha-like. The transcript is spliced from 4 exons. The coding region runs from base 1 to 2685 and encodes 894 amino acids. NCBI's taxonomy places the organism in Eukaryota, Metazoa, Arthropoda, Insecta, Diptera, Muscidae. The record is from RefSeq and is a predicted model, not a curated record.
AUGAAAGGCAAAUCGGCGGAUACUGUUUUACAUGAGGUGGUCGGACGUACCGAAAAGAAUGUGUGGACCUCCGGUUACACCUUGACUGCGUUCCUUGACAUCGAAGGAGCCUUCAACAAUGUGAAGCUGGAGGCUAUCCAUUCUGCUUUCAAUAGUUCAGGCAACAUGGAUCUCUUUGAUCAAUUGAAAACUACUGGGCCAGUGGCCAAGGAAUCAUCGAAAAAGGAUAAAGAAGAUAAGAAAAGUUCAUCGAACAACAUCAGUAAGGACAGUGGAAAUCAAAAUAAAAACAAUUCAUUCAAACAAGUGGGCAAGGAUUCGUCGGACAAGAGUAAUUCCUCAUCCUCCUCCUCUUUUGAUAAGAAGAAAGAAAAACACAGCCAUAAUCAUAGCAAGAAACAUGAUGAAACAGCCAAUAGGAAAAAUUCUAUAACACAUAAUGCGAAAUCAAAGUCUUCAAGUUCGGACAAGUCCUCUAAACAUCACAAAGAUGAAAGAAAACAUGACGACAGUAAAAAGAAAAGCCAUGAUGGUGGCAAAUCGAAACAUGACUCGGAAAAGCAUAGCAAUAAAAGUAAAGAAAAUUCACAUCGCAAGGAUGAUAAUGAUAGUCCUCCCAAGAAGAAGUCUAAAGUGGAUACAAAUGACAAGGACACCGCGGAUGGCAAAAAGAAAAACACGGCAAGUAGCGAUAGCAACAAUCAUGAACAAAAAGUAAAAAAAUUCAAUGAAAAACAUAAACGUGAGGAAGAUCCUGAAGGAAAUCAACGCCGUCGUGAAUCACUGCCCUCACCAAUACCGUCGCCAUUAAGUGCCACAAAGAAGGCCAAUAAAUCUCGCAGUCUAUCACCACCCAAAAAUAUUCCAACAUCCUUUGGAAAGCAGCUCAAGGUCAAACUGGAAAGAACCAAAUUAGAAGAUUAUUCACCAAUGAAAGGAAAUUCGCACAGUUCCCCAAGUAAAAUGGACGAACCAAUAAAGAAAACCCCUACAAAAGCACAACAAAAACUUUUUGAACCUCCUAUGGGUGAGAAGAAAUCGAAAGUGGAGCAACAAGUCCUUAAACAAUUCAAUGUUAAAUCAUGUGUUGUAAGAAUACAUCGUGAUAAUAUGAAGAAGCUAAUGAAGGAAUUUAGAAAGCAACAAAAAAGAGCCGCCCACAACUCAUUAGAUGCGGCAAAUAGAAAUGAUGGUUCUCCUUCGACAAAGAAAAACAAAAGUAAUGUUGUUGCAGCGGCGGCGGCUAAGCCUAAAAGUAGUUUCUUUAUAAAAAUAACAACUCCCGCAAAAACGGAUAAAAAAUCGAAAUUGUCAAAACAUAAUUCGUCGUCAUCAUCCUCUUCGUCAUCAUCGUCGUCGUCCUCAUCAGUGGCCCGGCAUAAUAAAAUUAAAAAUUCCAAAUCGCCCUGCACAACAACGCCGACCAAAUUCUCUCGCACUCAUCUCAUCAAAACUUUUGGCAAACAAUGGUUCAAUUGCCAUGUUCGUGUUAAAAAUUGCAAUCAUCCCAUUGCCCGAACAUUUGUAUCCAAGUCAAGUGUACGAAACAAAUUCAAUAAUCUAAAGAAGAAAAAUCUAUCAGUAUCCUUCUGUGAUGAGGUAGAGGUAUUGGGUACAUCUUCAUCGGAAUCAGAUAGUGAUGAUGAUUCACGUGAUGAGAAUUUCUGUGCAACAGCUGUACCCGCCAAUUUUGGUGCUAACACACCAUUACGUAACAGCAGCCGACUUUCCAGUACAUUAAAUACGCCAAUGGUGGUGCCAUCAACACCUCUGCCGGCUCGUCUAAAGAAAUUGGAAAAUGGUCGGGUGGUUGAUGAUAUUGUUUUGGAUCCUUCACUAUUCUUGGGUCCAGAAAAUAUUGUGGCCAGUACACCAUUUUCACCGGGACGCAAGAAACGUGAACACAAGAAAUCCUUUAGUCCCCUCAAAGACGAAGAAACACAAAGUCCUCGCAAAGAACAAUUGAAACGGGCCAAUGAGCGAGUACCACCAACUGGUCUGCGGCGUCUGAACAUCGAUGACGAGGAUGAUGAGGAGGAAGAAGACGAUGAUUGUGAAUAUAUUGUACCUAUUGACAUGCCAGAACGACGCGCAUCACGUACAAGUUCCACAAAUACCGCAGUCGAUACCGGGCCAAGUGUAAUACCACCAACAUUUGAUGAUGAAGUUCUACCCUAUACGGCACCCUCAAUAUUUACCCAAAUCGAUGAGGCCAUAACAUUGGCCAAAGGUCUAGUAUCACCCGUACCCUCAUCCACCACACCAAAUCCCGAUUCAGCGGAAAAUAACACAAACAGCAGCAAUGACCGAAAUAAUAAAAUUGUAAAACAUUCAAAUAAUACAUCGGAUAAUACAGAAUCUCAUGAUAGUUUUGUAUCGGCCCAAGAUCAGGAGCAACAACGCCAAUCUGUAUCACCGACCACUUUAUCCAGCGAUGUAAAUCAUGUUGCAGCUGUAACUGCACCAGGAGUGCCACAAGAAAAUACCACAAAAACAAAUGGUAAUAUAAAUAAAAAUAAAAAUAAUUUAGAUGGAGAUGAUGUAUCUAUGACUGAUAUACCUUUGAAUUUAUUCGCUGAAGAUGAUUCACCAACGAAUGAGGACGCCCCCGAGAAGAAUUAUGUUGAUAAUAUUAUCAAUGAUUUGGGAAGUGAUGUUGGCAAUGAUAGCAGCUCAGCGCUGUAA